Messenger RNA from Ricinus communis (castor bean), 1257 nucleotides. RefSeq names its product ethylene-response factor C3. Bases 186 to 938 code for a protein of 250 amino acids. NCBI's taxonomy places the organism in Eukaryota, Viridiplantae, Streptophyta, Magnoliopsida, Malpighiales, Euphorbiaceae. The transcript has a single exon. Gene Ontology annotation, molecular function: DNA binding; DNA-binding transcription factor activity. The record is from RefSeq and is a predicted model, not a curated record. Gene Ontology annotation, biological process: regulation of DNA-templated transcription; ethylene-activated signaling pathway.
UUUGUUUUUAGUUUUCUAUUAUUUAUCCUUUUUUAUUCAUAGAUCAUUAUUUGUAAAAUUUUCCUUACUACUAUAUAAAGGGUUAGUUAGGUAAUGAAACUUUGUUCAGACCAAACAACAACAAAAACAUAAAGAGUUGCCACUGCAAGAACUCCCGAGAAAACACAAGAAAAAGGCGAAAAAAUAUGGAACCUUCUUUGUUUCAUCAGUACCUAAAACCAGAAAUAAUCUCUUUCGAUUCUUUGCAACCCUUUUCAUGGGAAUUAGAGGAUGAUGGGUUUCUUUUCCAUCCGCCCAGUUCCCUCCCUUUCGACUGUAAUGACUCUGAACAAAUGAUUCUUUUCGAUGUCUUAUCGAAGGCCACAAACAGAGAUCAGUCAUCAGAAUCAAACUCCACGAGCAGUAGGGUUAAAGAAGAGGAAGUUUCUUCUUCCAAAGAAGAAGAAGUUUCUACCGGGAAAAAAGAGAAAUCUUAUAGAGGAGUUAGGAAGAGACCGUGGGGGAAGUACGCAGCAGAGAUUAGAGAUUCGACACGAAAUGGAAUAAGGGUUUGGCUUGGAACAUUCGACAGCGCAGAAGCAGCGGCUUUAGCUUAUGACCAAGCUGCAUUUUCGAUGCGAGGUUCAAUGGCCAUACUCAAUUUCCCUGUGGAGAUGGUAAGAGAAUCGAUGCAAGAAAUCAAGUACCGAUGUGAGGAUGGGUGCUCCCCUGUGGUUGCAUUAAAGAGACGACAUUCUAUGAGAAGAAAGUCAUCAUCUAAUAAUAAGAGCAAGAAAAGUAGCAGUAGUUGUAGCAGCAGCAGCAGUAGCACUGAGAGUAAAGGGAAAGAGGUAAAUAAUAAUAGGACACAACAUGUUGUGGUGUUGGAGGAUUUAGGAGCAGAGUAUUUAGAGGAGCUUUUGAGCUCAUCAUGUGAAGGAAGUCCUAAUCCAUGGUGAUUAAUUACUACUUCUUGAUUUUGUCCAUUAAUUAUUUUCUUCCUUCAGAUCUUGAUUUUUCUUCUUCUCCUUCUUUGUUUAUUUCUAUAUUGUCUGGUGUAGCCUUUGAAGAAGAACAAAGGCUGCUUUUCUUUUUUUCUUUUUGUUUUUUCUUGGGGUUGAUGAUAUGUUGAGGGAGAGGGAGGUGCCAAUUGCCAUGGUUGUGGUGGGGUUAAGCUCUCAUUGUCAAUCCUGUUUUUGGUUCUUUGUAAAGUUGAAAAGAGAUUGGAUUUUACUUCUUUAAACAAUCAAAAGAAAUAACAAUGGCUUUUUAUCUUCU